This is a messenger RNA of Arabis nemorensis, 183 nucleotides long. Lineage: Eukaryota; Viridiplantae; Streptophyta; Magnoliopsida; Brassicales; Brassicaceae. The record is from the annotation of a GenBank genome assembly.
AUGGAAGAUGAAGAUUACAGUGGAGAGAGUGAGUUUUAUGAUUGGGUUAAUGAUAUAUCGCAACCGCGGAGUUAUUGGGAUGAGCUCAGGAAGCAACGGGAGGAUGAGGUUAAGAUGAACAAGGAUCCAAAGAAAAAUGAUAUGCGGAAUAUGAUAAAGAAGUAUGAUAUCAUAUUUUCUUAA